AGGGGAAGGUCUGAAAUUAGGGAUUUGUCUGAAAGCUGGCCGCUUUCGGCUAAUCCAAGAACACUGUGUUUGUCCCUUCCCCUUCGCCUGCCCUUCCUCACACGACGAUCUGAGCGUCUGAAAUGUCGUUCCUUUUCCCUCUCUGAGAGAUUUUUGUCCGACAGAAGACAGAUGACGAACUAACGAUCUAGCUUGGCUUCUCCUAGGAAAAAAAGGGGCAAAAUCAAGGAGGGUUUCUCUCCGAGAGAGCGGCAUGGAAGGAGCGGAUGUCGAGCUAGAGAGAAGAGGCAAGUUCCUGAGCAGCUUGAUACAGAAGAAGAAGGCCAAGGAGCAGCAGGAGCAUAGCGAUCGGCCCAGUGUCCGAGUCAGGGCUUCGGACAUGCCUCUCGCUCUCCAGAACAGGGCCUUCAGGUCCGCCCGUGACCAUUUGGACGCCAUGGCCGGAAAGCUCGACAGCAAACGCCUCGCUCUCGCCCUCAAAAAGGAAUUCGAUUCUGAAUAUGGGCCGGCAUGGCAUUGCAUCGUCGGGACCAACUUUGGUUCAUACGUCACUCAUUCAACAGGAGGAUUCUUGUACUUUCAGAUUGGAAAGGUUUACGUCCUUCUCUUCAAGACCAGGGUGGAGCCCUUAGACCGCCGGUGAUACGCCAUCUGAAUCCAGACAACUGCAAUAUAUCCAUAUAGCACCGAGAUCUCUCUCCCUCCAGAGCAAAGAACAGAAAAGAGGGGAGAUGCAGCUAAGAAAAGGGUUGUGUUCUUUGUGUGUAAAGGCCGCAUCUUUUACUGUAUUUGUUGCUGUGGUCGCCUUCUUCUCCUUCUGAUGAUGAUGAUGAUGAUGGGAGACAGGCAGUAAGACAUUUGUAGUUUGUGUCGGUUCUAUAAAGAUUGGCCUUUUUUGUGUGUGUUUUGUAGUAGCUGGCUGUAUGUAUGAAGGAGUUACGGGUUAUCUUGGAGCAACAUUUGUUUUUCCUUCCAAAGUUUA
Messenger RNA from Tarenaya hassleriana, 982 nucleotides. Its product is annotated as dynein light chain 1, cytoplasmic-like. Bases 254 to 643 code for a protein of 129 amino acids. Gene Ontology annotation, biological process: microtubule-based process. The transcript is spliced from 2 exons. The record is from RefSeq and is a predicted model, not a curated record. Gene Ontology annotation, molecular function: dynein light intermediate chain binding; dynein intermediate chain binding. Gene Ontology annotation, cellular component: dynein complex. NCBI's taxonomy places the organism in Eukaryota, Viridiplantae, Streptophyta, Magnoliopsida, Brassicales, Cleomaceae.